CCAGCCUAAAAGUGUUUACUUUUAUAGAAAGAGAAUGGAAAAUCUUUUUCUUUUCCUUUUAGAGACCAUAUCUUAUUACUAUUUGAGGAAUGCUUGUCCUCAAUUUGUAUGGGAUUUCUGACCCAGUCACGCCCCUCCUUGUGUUUUGCAUAGUUGCUGUGUUUACCUCUCACAAUCUAAUCAUUAUUUGCCUCUGUAAUCCUUCCCCUAGCACAAUAAGAACCUAAGGUCAUCUAGGCAAGAAACUUGUCUUUCUGCUCCUCUGCAUGACUCCUGGAGUGCUGUGGGAGUGUCGAAGAACCGCAUCUGGCUGAGUCAUCCUCCCACCUAAUGGUUUCACUCCAGAACAUCCUCUGGGCUUGGCAAUGAGCAAGUCACCAAGGGAGAAUCAGUGACUUCACUGAAAUCAAGGAGCUGCAGUAGCAGGAUAAUGAAGAUAUUCAAAUGUUGUUUUAAACAUACCCUACAGCAGAAAGUUUUCAUCCUGUUUUUAACCCUAUGGCUGUUCUCCUUGUUAAAGCUUCUAAAUGUGAGACGACUCUUUCCACAAAGAGACAUUUACUUGGUUGAGUACUCGCUGAGUACGUCACCUUUUGUAAGAAACAGAUACACUCAUGUUAAGGAUGAAGUCAGGUAUCAAGUUAACUGUUCGGGUAUCUAUGAACAGGAGCCUUUGGAAAUUGGCAAGAGUCUGGAAAUAAGAAGAAGAGACAUCAUUGACUUGGAGGAUGAUGAUGUUGUGGCAAUGACCAGUGAUUGUGACAUUUAUCAGACCCUAAGAGGUUAUGCUCAAAAGCUCGUUUCAAAGGAGGAGAAAAGCUUCCCAGUAGCCUAUUCUCUGGUUGUCCACAAAGAUGCAAUUAUGGUUGAAAGGCUUAUUCACGCUAUAUACAACCAGCACAAUAUUUACUGCAUCCAUUAUGAUCGUAAGGCACCUGAUACCUUCAAAGUUGCCAUGAACAAUUUAGCUAAGUGCUUCUCCAAUAUUUUCAUUGCUUCCAAAUUAGAGGCUGUGGAAUAUGCCCACAUUUCCAGACUCCAAGCUGAUUUAAAUUGCUUGUCAGACCUUCUGAAGUCUUCAGUCCAAUGGAAAUACGUUAUCAACCUCUGUGGGCAAGAUUUUCCCCUGAAGUCAAAUUUUGAAUUAGUGUCAGAGUUGAAAAAACUCAAUGGAGCAAAUAUGUUGGAGACGGUGAAACCCCCUAACAGUAAAUUGGAAAGAUUCACUUACCAUCAUGAACUCAAACGGGUGCCUUAUGAAUAUGUGAAGCUACCAAUACGGACAAACAUCUCCAAGGAAGCACCCCCCCAUAACAUUCAGAUAUUUGUUGGCAGUGCUUAUUUUGUUUUAAGUCAAGCAUUUGUCAAAUAUAUCUUCAAUAACUCCAUCAUUCAAGACUUUUUUGCCUGGUCUAAGGACACAUACUCUCCUGAUGAGCACUUUUGGGCUACCCUGAUUCGGGUUCCAGGAAUACCUGGGGAGAUUUCCAGAUCAGCCCAGGAUGUGUCUGAUCUGCAGAGUAAGACCCGCCUUGUCAAGUGGAAUUACUAUGAAGGCUUUUUGUAUCCUAGUUGUACCGGAUCUCACCUUCGAAGCGUGUGUAUUUAUGGAGCUGCAGAAUUAAGGUGGCUUAUCAAAGAUGGACAUUGGUUUGCUAAUAAAUUUGAUUCUAAGGUGGACCCUAUCUUGAUUAAAUGCUUGGCAGAAAAGCUAGAGGAACAACAGAGAGACUGGAUCACUUUGUCCUCAGAAAAGUUAUUUAUGGAUAGAAAUCUCACAACCACAUCACGAUAGUAAAAUCAGGAUGGAAAUAAGAGGGUACCUGAUAAAUGGAGUCAGUAUGGAAUUGAAUACCAUACUAUGCCCAAUACGUACUGUUUAAACUCAGUCGUCCCAGACUUUAAAAGGUGUCCAGAAUUCCUUGCACAAGGGAAAGUGAUCUAGCCUUUGAUGAUACUAUCUGCAGUUGGUUAGGUUUUUUUAAUGUUUGUUUUUGCUUGUAAUCUCACUGAGCUAAGUCAGAGAUCUUAAACAUUCAGUCAGUCAUCAAAUAUUAUUGAGCACCUAGGCACUUUUUUAGAGACUGUGGCUUAUCCUCAUCAUAGCAACCUUGAUAUCUUUAAGUUCUCCACAUAACAGGAUUCUACUGAAGAAGCUUUUGAAGUAUGUGGUAAUCAUCUGAUCAUGUAAACCACCAUCUCAGAGUAGUGUUAAGUACUGUGACCAACACUCCACUUGCCUCUUAACUCAGCUUCCAAGACAUUUCUUAACCAUUAGAGCAGAGGAGGAAAGACUCACUACCUCAGAAAAGUCUGAAAGAAUAGUCCAAUUUCCUGCUUGCCAAAGCAUAAUCUGCCUUUUGGUGCAUUACUUGGUCAAUUCAGGGUUGAGGAGACUGUUGAGGGGGGCAUUUAUAGGUGUAUGAAAGUUAAGGAAGGGGGUGAGGAUAUGGGUUGGGACAGGUAGUGCCUAAUGAGGAAUGAAGAGAUUUAUACAACAUUUUUUAUCAUGUUACACAACAGUAUCAUGAAUGGCCUCCUUUUUAAUUCAACUGUUUCUUUAAAAUUCAUUUACCGAAUAAAAAUAAGAACUGACUAAUAGCUCCAAGUGUCACACACCAGAGCAUUAAGCCUAAGUCUUCAACUCGUAAGUUACCAUCCUAGGUAAGUUUCUUUACAAUGGAAUACUCCCUAUGGAAUUAUUAUAAUUUUGUUUUACAGAGCUAUCAAGCUAAGAGUCACUAAACUUUCUUGAAAAGGUUGUGUGAAAUAUGACAGCUUUCUAAAUUAAUUCUUAUAGUCCUUCAAAAUUUUUUCAUCUCCAGCAGCUGUCCAACUGGAAUCCAGAUAUAAAGUGAUAAAAGCUGUAUGUCUCUUGCAGUCUUUCUCAGCUCAGUUCCAUAAAAAAAAAAAGCUAAUUUUCCCAAGGACACAGCAAGAGUAUUUAUUAAGGAUAUUUUCUAAAACCCACAUUUGAGAAAGCCACCAAAUGAGUCAUAUAUAUAUACAUAUAUAUAUAUAUAUAUAUAUGU
Sapajus apella (tufted capuchin) is the source of this 3032-nucleotide messenger RNA. RefSeq names its product glucosaminyl (N-acetyl) transferase 4 (gene GCNT4). Bases 431 to 1795 code for a protein of 454 amino acids. The record is from RefSeq and is a predicted model, not a curated record. Gene Ontology annotation, molecular function: acetylglucosaminyltransferase activity. Lineage: Eukaryota; Metazoa; Chordata; Mammalia; Primates; Cebidae. The transcript has 2 exons. Gene Ontology annotation, cellular component: membrane.